Molecule: messenger RNA, 5881 nt
Organism: Frankliniella occidentalis (western flower thrips)
Lineage: Eukaryota; Metazoa; Arthropoda; Insecta; Thysanoptera; Thripidae
Product: protein Skeletor, isoforms D/E-like
Exons: 13
Coding region: 62-5095 (1677 amino acids)
Source: RefSeq, a predicted model, not a curated record
UUGAGUCAGUCGCGCCGGAGCCGCCGAGCCGAGCCGCGCCAAACGAGAUACCAUCCGCGCCAUGGGUGUGAGGAGCCGCGCCUGCGCCGGCCGCGGGGACUGUGCAGUGCACCGCGCGAUGCGCCUCGCCGCCGCCGCCGCCGCCGUCCUGCUCUGCUGGACCACAAGUGGAGCGACGGCCCAGCAGAACAACAACAACGGCUACUUCGGCGUCCCCCUCGGCGAGCUCACCCGCUUCCACCAUGGCGUCAGAGGGAACGUGUUCGCCGUCGACGCGCGCACCAUCCACAUCCGGGACCUCCACUACGACGGCGAGGGUCCGGCUGCGUACUUCUACGCCGGCAACAGCAAGGCCCCGGGCGCGCAGGGCUUCCGCAUCAGGGACGAGAGAGGGUCGGCGACUCCCCUGAAGCGUUACCGAGGAAAGCACGUGACCAUCACGCUGCCGGAGGGCAAGACGCUGCACCAGCUCAAGUGGUUCGCCAUCUGGUGCGAGGAGUUCUCGGUUAACUUCGGCGACGUGCGCAUCCCCAAGAACCUGGAGCUGCCCAAACCGCACAAGAUCGGCUCGCUGAGCGGCAUCCACGGCGUGAGCUCCGACCCCGUGGUGGUCGUGGACGCGCAGACCCUGCUGGUGCCCUCCUUCUCGUACGACGGCGAGGCCCCAGACGCCAAGUUCUGGGUGGGUCGCGGUCCCAAGCCCUCGCCCCAGGGCAUCCGCGUCCCCGACGAGAACGGCAAGGAGGUGCCGUUGCGCCGCUACGAGCAGAAGACCCUCGUCCUCACCCUGCCUGGCGACCUGACCGUCUUCGACAUCGGCCACUUCGGCGUCUGGUGCGAGGCCUUCGCCGUGGACUUCGGCCACGUGGUGAUCCCCAGGACCCUGAGCGUGCCUCCCUCGCUGCGGAUGCUCGGCGUCCAGCCCCAGUCGAAACUCAACUGCGAGGUGCUCCACGACGACUUGGCGUUCGAGGUUCGUUGGGCCGUGGCAGGGGACUCCGUCGUGCUUCAGCUUGUGGCCAAACUAGAGAAUAACGAGUACAUGGCCUUUGGCCUGUCCGGGGACUCCAAGAAGAGCGUGAUGGUGGGCGGAGACGUGGUCGUCGCCUGGGUGGACAAGAACACCCUCAAGGGCACCGCCGUGGACUACAUCCUUGACGCCAAGUCGCAGUGCUCCGGCACCAGGGGUUCUUGCCCCGAUACCCGCGUGAAGGACAACUCGAACAGCGUCCGCCUGCUCAACGCCGCCCUGGUCAACGGAUACUCCAUCGUCACGUACCAAAGGCCACUAGCCGCGAGGGACUCGUUGGACAAGCCCGUGCUCACCAACGGCUCGCAGCCCGUCAUCUGGGCGGUCGGGCCUCUCAACCAGCGCCAGGAAGUGUCGUACCACUCGCUCGCCAACCGAGAUGACAUCUUCCUGGAGUUCGGGCGCGCCCCGCGCUGGAACUGCCCGUUGCCCGACGGCGGCCACGGCGGCCAGGAGGACCAGGACCGCGAGCCGGCUCGGCCGGCGAGUCAGCAGAGCACGGCGGUGACGACGCGGCCGCCCGCGACCCCGGCGCCGCACCCGACCAAGGGGGCGUGGGAGAUCCCGCCCAUCCAGUGCCACGAGCCGGAGGACGGCGUCUUCUACGCGCAGAUGGGGCCGACGGGCGGCAAGCACGGCUACCCGGCCAUCACCGGCCACGUGGGCUGGGGCAUCUCCUGGUACAUCAACGGCCUGCUCAUCCCCGAGAUCAACGUCGUGAGGGGCAAGACCUACACGUUCGUCGUGGAGGGCGGCCUCGACCCGGAGACGCCUGCGCGCUACCACCCCUUCUACAUCACCGACGACUCGGUGGGCGGCUUCGAGCACAAGACCGCCGAGGAGCGUGCCAACGUGCGCAUCUUUGCGGGUGCGGUGCAGGACAAGCGCGGCAACAUCGUGCCCACGGGCACGGGCCGCCUGUGCAACUGGACCCCGGACCCCAACCAGCCACUGGCGGACGAGUUCACCUCGUUCGGCGCCUACCAGCGCACCCUCACCCUGGUGUGCGACGAGGGCGAGCCUGGCGUCGUGCAGUGGACUCCCGACCACAACACCCCCGACACCGUCUACUACCAGUGCUUCACCCACCGUUACCUGGGCUGGAAGAUCAACGUGCUGGACAGCUGCGACCGCGGCUCACAGGGUGCGGCUAGCGAGCCGGUGCCCUCGCAGGUGGCGGCCCCCGUCCACCAGGACGACAAGGACGACGACAAGCAGCAGGCGGACGCGGACCAGGACGGCGACCUGGACGGCAAGGCCAGCAUCCAGGUGGAGACGCGCGUGCCGUCGAACGCCGCCGGCUCCGCGGUGCCCGCCAAGGACCUCUUCCAAGACAUCAAAGGCUUGCAGGGGCUCAUCAGCGACGCGGACCAGGCGCUGCUCAUCAAGGGCAUCGAGAAGUUCGCCGCGGCCCACGACAAGGAGCCCUUCCCCUUCGACACGCCCCUCGCACAGGUGCAGAUACAGACCCAGUCCGAUGUCCAGGCCCAAGCCGAGGCCCAGAGCCAGAGCCCUGCGGGGGUCCAGGCCCAGGCGGCCCAGGCGGCCCAGGCGCAGGCCGCCCAAGCAGACCCGACAACCCUCUACGACCACCUCAAAGAGGAGACGGCCAAGCAGGACAAACAGGCGUCUAGUCCCGCAGGCCCCGCGGCCGCGGCCUCGGUCUCGUCCGCCAAAAUCUCAGCACAGCUUCCGCAGCUGCCACAGCUGCAGCAGCAGCAGCAGCUGGCGGCCGCUGUCGGCCUCCUGUCGGGCCCCGGCCCCGCUUACCUGUCGCACGGCCUCCUCGGCCCCGGGCUCAGCCCGAGCAUGAUGCACCAGCUCAAGUACAUACCGCACCCCCCACUGCGCAUGCCCGGCCUGGCCAGCAUGGCCCUGGGCCCCCUCACGCGACCCCUCGCCGGCCACGGCCCGCUGGGCUACGCCAAGCACAAGCUCCCGCACGGCAUGAUGCCCCUCAACAUGCACUCGCACCGCCACGGCCUCCCCAGCGGCAUGAUCCGCCGGCCCGUCAUGGGCCCCGGCAUGAGCCCCAUGCUGCUGCAGCAGCAGGCCACGCGCCAAGGCAUGAUCAUGGCCUCGCCCUCCCAGCACAACUACGUCGUCAAGAAGAAGCCGCACUUCCGCGUGCCGUCGAGCGCGGGCAUCCCGGCGGGCAUGCUGACGUCGACCACCCUGCGGCCGCUGUACCUGCAGGGCCUGCAGGGCAUGCCCGCCACCACCGGCCUGUACUCCUCCACGCUCCGGCCCACCCUGGCGCAGUCCAUCAUGGCGGCGCAGGUGCAGGCGCAGGCGCAGGCGGAGGCGCAGGCGCAGGCCGUGGCCGCGUCGCAGCAGCAGCAGAUCUACGCCAUCAAGCUUCAGAAGCUGGCCGCAGCACUGUCCACCUCCACGACAACCACCUCCACGACCAGCACCACAACCCCCGCCCCUGUAUCGAUCCCAGCGCACUUCUCUCGGCCCAACCACCUCUCGCCCCUGCACGCCAACCACUACACCAACCACCACGCUAACCAUCGCCCUACCCACCAGGCCAACCACCACACCAACCACCACAGCGUCCAGUCUUUCCCUGCUUACUAUCGGCCGUCGUCCAACGGUCACCCUCCCGUGUCACCCGCCUUCGACCCGGAGUCUUCCCUGGAGCACACGCCGUCGCUUGGCCUCGGCGGCAACCUAGCCGUCAACACGGGUUUCAACCCCAGCUCCGUUGUCGUCGAGGGUGGCUUCAAGCCUAUCCUGCAGCGCCGCCAAGACGAGGCCGAGGAUCGCAUGGCCUUCGUCGAGGGCGGAGACGACGGUGACGAUCUGAUGGAAGGCUCCGUGGUCGAGAUGGAACGGCGCAGCUCAGACGUCGCGAUCGAGGACGAGGACUAUGUCGACGACGACGGAGUCCAGGAGGAGCAGCAGCUGCAACAGCCUAAGCAGCAGGAGCGCCGCACCGAGAGCUUCGAGCCCAUGUUCAUCCCGUCGCCCCCCGACCGCAACAGCUUCAAGCCCGGCGCCAAGAAGGCCAGCGAGCCCGGCAAGUCCUUGGGCAAGCCAAAGCAGGGCGGCAAGCAGGCGCGUCGCGACAAACCCGUCCGCCUGACGCCCCUUAUCGUCCGGCCCAGGCCCGCCAUCCUCGGCCGCCCACUGUACCCCAACCUGGUGGUGCCGCCCUUCAAGAUACAGGCACAGGCGCGGCGGGGCCACCGCGAGAACAUCGAGGACGAUGACGACGACGAAGAGGACGAAGUAGAAAACCUCCCUGUCCCCGAGCACCUGCACCAGGAUGCUGCGGCCACCACCGCCGCCACCCCUGCCACCAAGCAAGAUGACAAGCCACAGGAGCGGAGCCAGGACGACGAGGACGAAGAGGAAGACGACGACAUGCAGGACGAGACCAUGAUGGCGGCCGAGAGGAUGGACACGUACUAUCUGCCGCCCUCUGCGCCGGCCCAGCCACAGCAGUCGUACAGUGGACACCACCAGCAGGGCCUCCCCAGCCUGCCACACACCAUCGUGACGUACGACGGCAAGGCCGUGGACCCCGCCGUCGCGGCCAGUAUUCCCAACCCGCCGCCGGAGAGCCAGUCGCACUCGCCGAGCAGCGCCGACCUGGUGCGGGGGACGCCCCAGUUUGGCCCGUUCCUCGGCGAGGCGCCGCCGCCCAUCCCCGCCGCGCCUUCGCCCCUCGACCUGCCGCAGCUUCAGCCGCAGCAGGUGCAGCAGACGCCGCUGGCGCAGUACCCCCCGCUGCUGACGCUCAGUGCCCCCGGCGGUGAAGACUCCCUCGCCCUGGUCCACGGCCACGCCCUGGUAGAAGACCCCCUACAGACGGAUGCCACUCACCACCACGGUCAUCAGGGUCACCAGGGCGCCGACGAGCACGCGCACGCGCACGCGGGGCGGCAGCGGCGCUCGCCCCACCACGAACCCGGACAUGAGGGCCACGACGAGCACGACGGCGUGGGUGCGGCGCCCGGCCGAGCUCCUUCAAGCGCCCGUGCCGGCCUCGUCCUCACCUUGUUGUGUGCCAUGCUAGUGUCAGCCUUGAGUGCGGACCGGAGAGUUCCCUGCUAGCGAUAUGAGCCUGGCUGUUGGAGUCAAUACGGCGGAGCGGAGCGCUCGACCCGCACCUGUAGCCGCAUUGUAUUGGCACCAACAUCCGGUAUAAAGACUGGACUUGUACAUAUGUAUGUGUUGCUCAAACUGAAACCCAUCAACUUGAAAUGUUUCCUUGUCUUUUUUUUUUCCGAGUGAGUGUGCGCGUGCUAGUGUGUAUGAGAGAGUGUGUGUGUGUGAGAGAGAGAGUGCGUCUGAAUGUGUCAAGGGAUUAUCCACAGUAAAGAAAGAUUUCCUUGGAAUUGUACAUCUUGUAAAUGUUUACAAAGGCUCUUUUCAGAGAGCGGAAAGGAAACUUUAAGAAAAAGCACACAGCACAAAUCAUGUCAUCAGCACAUAAGUUAUUACUUAUUUAUGGUACAACAUUAUGUUAAUAGAACAUGUGAGCAGAUUGUGAAAGAUUCACAAACAUUUUAGGAGCAUGGUCGCUGAGUUUUUUAUAAUACGACUUUAUCAAGUUAAUUCAGAUCAAUUUCAGACUGACACUUUCUUCAUUAUUGUGUGGUUCAAAGACAUAAAUGUGAUAUAGAUAGCAUCAAAGUUCAAAGGCACAUAGUGCUGUUAUCUCAAAUGAUGCACUGAGGCUCAGAUAAAUAUACUGUAUUAUAAAUGUAUCAAAACAUUGACCCAUAAGAAGAGAUUUUUAUCUGUAAGGUACUUGUGUGACUCCAGAGUGUUUGAUCCUGUUAAGUGAAUGCAAUGUUGAUAUUUGAUAUAAUAAACUCUGUUAACAUGUACAUGAAA